AUGGAUCCGACUGGAUAUUGGCAUACCUUCUACUGCAGCAAGAGCAAGCAAAAGUGUCAAAGAGACAAGAAGGGAAUGGGAUGGUUCAAACUCAAGCCCUGCCUGAGAAGCCUGGCCUCCAGUGUAUCUCCCCAUCACGCGAGUUAUACCGGUUUCGAUCAGCUGGUCGGACAUGCAACGGGAAGAGUUCGGCGAUAUGCUACGUGGACGGCUUCGAAAGUUGUGGAAGUCUGGGCCAAGGAUCAUGACCGCAUUUGGGGCCAUAUAAGUGGCCUUCGAAUCACCUACCCCAAUGGAAAAGCCUCCAGGGUACUCGGUUCUACCACCCAUGAUUACCACUGCCUCAAACUCGAGAAAGGCGAAAGGAUUACAUCUUGGGUGGUCAACUGGGCUAAACCAAACAAGGAAUACCGGCUCAUUCAUAUCAAGACAAAGAAGCCCAAUGCACCAGAUGGCAACCCACGCGGAGGCCAGGACUUUCGAGUCGGUGUGGCCUCGAACCAUAAAGGAGAAUGGGUCGGUUACAGUGGGUUGCUUCGGGGAGUCAAUGUCACCGUCUGGAAAGAUCCCACCAAAUCCGAUGAUGAUCGUUGGGCUGUCGUCCAUCCAAUCUUCAUCACUGAUAUCUCAAGAGUCACGAGGAAGCUAGUCAUCAGGGAAAUGCCUGACCAGAGCUCAAUCAAUCCGGUUGGGUUUGAUUCUUCACAAAUAGACAAUCGAGGCAGCGAUACCGAGGAGAUCAGGACCAUUUCCCGGACGAAGUCGACCACAAAUACAACCACAUUCACUGAUUCCUGGACGGAGAAUGUUGAGGUCCAAAGCGAAACGGAAUUUGACAUCCUCGAGUUGGUCCAUGAGACCAUUACAGUAAAAUUCGGCGCGAGUCACCAGAGUACCAAAAGCCAUGAGUAUACUGAGGAGAUAACACUGACAUGGCAAGACACCAUCACUAUUCCACCCGGGAAAUACUAUACAGUGGACCUGUCAUACUAUGAAGCAAAAGUGAUAGCAAAAUACGAUGAUCACAUUAUAAUCUUCCUCCAGAACGGAGACAAGAUUGAGUGGAACGAGGGGCCUACUGAAGCAGAGGUAAACACGGCAAAUCUAUCAACUAUCGUUGUUUGUGAAAUUGGCGAAGACGGUCAGAAGCAUAGGCCGAAUCCUAUUCCCGGCGAUCCAAAGGAUCGGGGGAACUGA
Monascus purpureus is the source of this 1197-nucleotide messenger RNA. Lineage: Eukaryota; Fungi; Ascomycota; Eurotiomycetes; Eurotiales; Aspergillaceae. The record is from the annotation of a GenBank genome assembly.